This is a messenger RNA of Microstroma glucosiphilum, 1591 nucleotides long. RefSeq lists its product as hypothetical. The transcript has 2 exons. NCBI's taxonomy places the organism in Eukaryota, Fungi, Basidiomycota, Exobasidiomycetes, Microstromatales, Microstromataceae. The record is from RefSeq and is a predicted model, not a curated record. The coding region runs from base 151 to 1122 and encodes 323 amino acids.
UUUCCCUUCGACUCUUCACUCUACGUCCUACCCACCUUUUGACCCACCCUUUGUGCUCAUAUAUUUGCAUCCGCUCCUUUGUGCAAUCGACUAGUGUGCCAGCUGUCAAUCUACACUCUGCCAUACCUAUCAACACCCUUCUUCUUCAAGAUGCACUGCAUUAGCAAGUUCUUCUCCACUCAUCUGCUCAACAACCGAGCCGGCCAUCAAGCUGAGGCUGGUGAAGCAGCCAACUUGGACGGGCAGCGAGGCGCCGAAAGGUUCUUCCCGCUCGACGCAGCCCUCGCGUACGUUCCCACCAUGGGCAGGUUCGACCUCCGCACCGAGGUGCUUCGAGCAGCCGACGAAGCGGCAUGGGCUGCUGAUCUUCUUCAGCCAGCCCCCGGACGACGGAGCCCUGAGCACGAAACCGAGGCCCGCUUCGAGACAGAAGAGCACAUCUCUCACGAGCGCCCCAGCACCUCUGCUCGAAGCGUCGCGCCUUGCCCUUGUUCGCACCGACGGGUCCAAGCAAGCCCUGACAGUCGCCUCGUACCCAUCCUAGAGGAUGAGGAAGAGUCCUACGACGAACACUACAAAUUCAAGCGAAACUCCCAUGACUCAGAAUACCAUGCUCACGCUGGGAACCACUGGCGAAACGCCCCCACCCGACGAGCCUUUCGCAAGCGAGAUUCCCCGCCCUCUGCCUCGCCCGAGGAAGCCUGGUGGACCGUAGAGGACUUCGCCACUCCUCUUGUAGCUCAGAGGUCCUCGGAGUUCAGGAUUCGCAAGCACAAUUUCAACGAGGUCUUCCCUGGCAAGCAGCAGCCAAUCAAGAAGCUUCGACUCGACACUACCUUCGUCCUGGACGUCAUCCCCGAAGUUGUCAAGAAAGUGCGCUUCGAGCUGGACACCGUCGUGAUCCCAGACGUCAAGAUCGUGCACUUUGACUCUGAGGUGACCGAGUGGCCCCUCUACACGUACGAGUCUGAUGAAGACGAAAUUCAAGUCGAGGAGGAGAUGUGCGAAUGCAAAGCCUGCCGCAGACUGACAUUCGGUGAAUAUGAAAGCGAUUCAGACGAAGCAGAUGUGAUCUUUAGGAGGCCUGGCGAUUUCUGGCUGUGCUCUGAGCCCAACGACUAGCUGCUUCCAGAAGUAUUCCUUCACUGUCAACAUCUCUGCACUCAUCCACUCACUGCUCGAUUCCCCCUCUUGUCGUACACCCUGCAUCCAUCCAUCCAAUCUGUCGUUUCUUUUGCUGCUCCAUGUCUGUACUUGUAUCAUAGUCUCACCCAAAAUUGUGCCCUCUUUGAAUUCUGAAUAGACAAUCUCUACCAAUUCUGUAAUGCGAGGCGAGCCAGAGAACGCUCACAGAUCGCACUAGUGCAACGACAGGCGUGAGAGUACCUUGAGGGUCAAGAGCUCGGGCACCGGAGGAAGUCGAGCCCGACGUUCCUCGAAGCCUCUGGAGCCCCUCGUUUUCUGUAUGAGCGGCAAGGAAGUGCACCCUUUUCCCCGCUUUGCCUGGACCCUCCAAUUACCCCUGGGCUCACCCGGAUCCUGCUGUCAGGCACCGUCGGUCCGAAAGAUACGAGGUGGCCAAUGUGUGCCU